Messenger RNA from Doryrhamphus excisus (bluestripe pipefish), 5066 nucleotides. RefSeq names its product major intrinsically disordered Notch2-binding receptor 1-like. Lineage: Eukaryota; Metazoa; Chordata; Actinopteri; Syngnathiformes; Syngnathidae. Gene Ontology annotation, cellular component: plasma membrane. The record is from RefSeq and is a predicted model, not a curated record. Gene Ontology annotation, biological process: negative regulation of cell population proliferation; negative regulation of TOR signaling.
UGGAUGUAUGUUGAGGUCCCGUAGGGGACUGCGGGGACUUGUGGGAAGAUGACCUGGUUUCUCUUUCUCUCUCCUGCCUGAGCUGGGCUCAUCGCGGCUACGAACACAAGGAGGCUCGGAAGGAGAAGGGCGCUAUGGUUCGGACCGGAUCUAUGUGGUCUUUAUGUUGGAUUUCUUUUUUACACUUUUGAUGGAUCCGUGAGCGUCUGACGUCACUGUUCGAUAUUCGUAUUCAGAUGAGCAACCAUGGCCGACCUGCAGCAGGAAUACCCCGGAGUCCUCCUGGGGAUCCUGGAGGAACUGGCCAGUAUGCGUCAGUGGUUGACCUUCCAGGACCUUUGCCGCAUGGUCAGCACCCGCUUUGACCUGGAACACCUCGCCGAGCUCCGGAGUUUGUUGUUCGCUGCCGCCAGCCGGGACCCCUGCUUCCCGGCCACUCUUUUUCGGGAGCGCGUUUCCUCCCGAGGACAGGGCCUGUCGCCCAUAGGCGUCGCUGCUGAUAUCGUCACCAUAUUCCAUCUUAUUCAAAUGACGGGCGGGGCCGGCGAUGAGAGCCAGCCAAUGAGAGCUCAGACCGUCCUCCCCGUCGACCGCUCUCCGGGCCCGGGUUUGCCCGGAAUCCAGCAACUGAACAUUCCCGGUCGGGAAAGAGCACGGGCUCACUCUGACUCCACCGGCAGCCGCCUUGACCAGCACUUGCUGUUUCCCAAUCCCAACUACUCGGCACGCAAGCGCUCCAGUCUUCCCCCCGAUCCCGUCUCGCUUGUAUCCCCUCCCCGGGUCAGGACUCGGGCUGUGUCUUUCGACCUGCCCCACACCACCCUUUUGUACCCCAGUGGCCAGAUCCCCAGCGAGAUCAUGAAGAGCAUCUACUUACCGUUGGAGACGGACAGCGAGUCCAGCGGCGAUUCGGCCCCCGCUGAGGUGUUUGAAGCGGACCAGGAAUCAUCAGUGGACCAGAAGAGAAACAUCUUUCGGAAGGACUUCCACAACAUACCGCAGGUGACCGUCAACAGCGAGUCCCCCAGUCCCAAAGGGGACAAAGGCUUUGACAACCAGACGGACGCCAUUCCCAACCCCUACCCCUCGCCCACGCCGCUCCCACAGUCUCCCGAGCGCCGGACUAAGCAUGAAAGUCUUGAUGAUUUGCAGGACUCCACUUACUUUGGACCUGUAUCGGCCCCCGAGCGGUCUCCCAAGCACCUACAGCCCCCCAGGAGCCAGAGGCCCAUCUGGAGUAACAAGAGUCACAGUCUGGAGGACCGGAUCAACCCGGCCAGCGCCGGCUUGGGACCCGAGUCCCGUGGCGUACAACAACCGAGGCGAUCGAGCCCCGCUAUCAGCAAACUGGGGGGCUCUCUGGGAUGUGAGAUUGGCGAUACUGGAAUUGAUGGAGUCAAGGCUCAAGGAACCCAGACCGAUCCUCCGGAUCCCAGGCGCCUCCGCAGUCUCGUCCAUGCUGAUCGUCUGUCCUUCAUGACCUCAUUAGAUGAUCCCGAGUUCUGCGAGGAUGACAUCAGCGCCAUCUUCCGCUUCUUAGAUGACAUCAGCAUGUGCGGGUCUACGGGGGUGCUGCACCCAAACGAUGGACCCGGAGGUCUCAACCAGGACACCCCAGAAGCCAGACGGGGCCGCCUGGGCCAGCUUCAGCGGCUCUUUCACUCCCUGGAAAGCAGCGAUGAUGGACUCAAAGCCAGCGUGUGUCGACUCCUGCUGCGCAUGAACCAGAUCGAGCGACAACUGGAGUCCUUAAACGAGGUCAAGGCUGAGAUUUCCCAGGUGUUGUCGGCGUUGCAGCGUCUGGAUGAAAAGAUCCCGCAGCCGGCUGUCGCCAGCGGACAAGGGAUGGGCGACCGAUGGCUGGAGCCCCUCAGUGGCGUCUCUUCCUUCAUGAGCCAUCCUAUCACUCCCUCCGAAUCGUCCGAACCUCAGCCUCUGUCUGUGUCGGGGCACCUCUUCCCAGCAGCCAGCCCGAGUAGUCUGGACUGGAACACAUGGAACAAUCCCGAGGAGCGACCUGACAGCAGCAAGGCUCACGGUGAUGCCAAGGCGAGCAAAGAUGGGAGGAAAGAUGCGGCGUCUUUUCGGGGCUCAAAAAAUGAGGCUGGAGAGAAAGGGGGCAAGGAUUCCAAGCAAGCAAAUGUGGCGACCGCUGCAAAAGACUGGACCGUGUCUUUCUCCAAAAUUAAAGGUGGAAAAUCUUCCCACGGAAAAACUGGGCAGUCAGAUCAGUCGAGCAGAACAGCAAAAUUACUCUCCCAGAAGUCGUCCAGCCUUGUGGAACAAGUGUUUGGCUCGUCUUUGUUCGGCAACAAAGAAAGCAGCUUGACUGGUGGACUAACUUCUGGGAAGAUUAUGGACCCCAGACCGGUUGAAGGGAGAGGAAGACCCAUCUGGACUGUUGACGACAGAGAGGCGCGCAUAUCGCCUUUCGAUUCCCAGGCCCGGGAUUCUCUAAACCCCAACAACAUGGAGUUCUGGAUGGACGACAUCUACACUCCGGGUUACGAUGCUCUACUCAGGCGGAAAGAGGCCGGCCUACGCAGGGCCAAAGUCUGCAAGUUGCUGGCGCUGGUUGGCGCCGCGCUGGCUAUCAUUCUUAUUGUGGUCAUUCCCAUUUGCACUAUGAGGUCGUGAGGUCGUGAGGUCGUGAGGUCAUGAGGUCAUGGGGUCAUGGGGUCGUUUCAUGACAUUUUCUACUUCCACGCUCUGUAGCUUGUACUCGCACGACAUCUAGUCCGACAUCCUCGUGGAGAUGAUUUGACACUAGAAGCCUAAACUUGGGAAGUGCAAUAAGCAUCAUCGUCUGAACUUCAGCUUCAUUCAACGCCUUAUUUUACACGAGUUGUUUUUGUCUUCACACAGUAAAUGCUCUUUUAAAUAUAUGUUCAUGGUUUAGUUAUGCUGAUGUUUAAAAUGACAAACUAGCUGCAUACAGAUCCAUAUUGAAAAAGUACUCAGCCAUUUUUAGAAAAACUGUUAAAUCAGGGGUGUCCAAAGUGCGGCCCGGGAGCUGUUUUUUUUGUGUGCAAACAUGAAGUGUGUAUUUACAAUGGUAAUUGUCAUAUAAAGUGACUCCGGUCAGCCAUUUACAUUCCAAAAAUAGAACUGAAGUAGAAAACUAAAAAAAGCAGCAGCAAAAAUGGAAAAUUCUGCAAUAAUUUUACAAGAAUGAAGUCAAAAUAUUAAAAACAAAAAUCCAACGGGAAAAAAAUUUGGUUGCAAUGAAGAAAUAAAAAAUAAAAAUUGCAAUUUCACAAGAAUGAACUCCCAAUAUUAGUAAUAAUAUUACUAUUAUGCUGAAAAAAAUAUCUUUUUAGAAGCAUGGAGUUGAAAUAUAUUUUUUUCAAUGUUAUUUUUUAAUUCACAUUAUUAUGACAAAAAAAUCUAAACAUAAUAAAGUUGCACGACUUGGAAAAAUAGAAAGUUUAAGAAGAUUAUUCAAGAAAUUUGAAACAUUUUGAAAAUGUGCAAAAAUGGGACAAAAGACCGACAUUCAUCCUCAUAAAAUGCCUUACUGAGAUGCAGUUUUUUUCUCGAAGUAUAUUCAUUUCUGAGCAUACGUAUCUGCUACGUUGCUGUCCAAAAUAUGAAAGUGGCCCAGGCUGGAAAAAGUUUGGACACCCCUGUGUUACAUGAAGAUGGUCUGGCUCGUGUUUUCUGUUCUAUUUGUUCCUCAUAAGAUAAUUGUCAUGUCCCAUCAGCAUGAAUGUGAAAUAUACAAUUUUGUACUUUUCAUGAUUCUUAUACUCCAUCCAAGCAAUCAAAGGAUGAGUAUUAUGGAUUGUUCAUCAAGGCUCAGCUUUCCAGAAAGGCACGUCUUGCUGCUGCUGAUGCUGGCGAUAUGGACAAGUAGAUAACCUGAACAGGAAGCAUUUUCCAGGAAACUCUUUAAGUGGGAGUUUCCACUUGUAAUUCAAUUGAUGGGCUGUUUGGAGUGCAUCCUACCUGGCACAUUAGUGUUUCGCUGGGCUCGCCCCGCCGAUAACGAUUUCAUUCACCUUCCCCUCCCAGGGAUCAAUGCGGUUUUGACCGUGGUGUGAGGUUCCAUUUUGUAAAACCUUCCUGUUACCCUAAGAGAUGGAGGCUGCUAAUAGUGGAAGUGGUUCACGCACACACAGGUGUCAACAAGUCUCGGCCCUCCUUCCUCAUUUCUUAUUUUUGGCCAUGUUUGGUACACUUUAAUGUUUCACAUCAUCAAACGCAUCUUAAUAUUACACACCUGAACACAAAAUGUACUUUUUAAAUGAAACGGUUUAUUACCAAAUCCACUAGUGAUGGCCCCCUGAACCACCUUUAGCAGCGACUGCUAUCAAACAUUUGCAAUAACUUUUCAUGAGAACGUUGGCAUCUUUGCAGAAUUGUUGUAAUUCAGCCACAUUGGAGCACCUUUUUAAAGGGGAACUGCUCUUUUUUUGGAAUUUUGCCCAUAAUUCCCAAUCCUUAGGAGAAACAUGAACACAUAUUUCUUUCCCUUUUCUGUGCAUUAUAACAUGAUAACGUUAAUAUGAGCUAGCUAACAAUGCUCUUCAUUGGGAUACACCUUUAUCGACUAUGAAGGACAUUCAGACAGCAGAAUUGAUGGUUUCAUUUAUCACAGCAAGUCUUUCAGGUCCUGAAGCAGCAAAACAGCCCCAGACCAUCACACUACCACCACCAUGUUUUACUACUGCUAUGACGUUCUGAAAUGAUACUUUUACACCAGAUGAUGUAAUGACACACGGCCUCCCAAAAGUUCAACUUAUUUCCAUAAAAAAUGCUUGAGGAACAUUGAAGAUCCUUUAUAAGUGGCCAUUUCACACCAUUUUACAGUAUAAACAUCUGAUGUUGCAGAUGUUUUUCCCACUUUUGGAGUAUCCAACAUAUUGGAGAGAGAAUAUUUCCAAAACAUGUUUUCUCCAGCUGGACCUAAAACCUUUCAUCCUGUUUUGAGUGCACAAAUCCACACAGGGUCUAAUGAGAGAGUGUUUUGCUUGAAUGCAUCCUCCUAAGUGGAUGUACAUCUGCCAUGUGUUCCCCAUGAGGGUGUUUGAGGAUCCAUUACCAAUGUUGCCACUGAAGAGGUU